AUGGCCCAGAGCGUCGUUUAUGCCGACCUGAGGUUCGUGAAGGCCCCUCGGGGGAACAGCACGUGCUCCAGGUCUCAGGAGGCAGCGCUCGCAGAGGAGGACGAUGCGGAGCUCACCUACGAGAACAUCCGGCUGGCCCAGACUGGGGAGGUGAAGCAGGGGCAAGGGGCGGAGCAGAGCAAAGAGCCCAGGUGGAGCACGUGGUACCUGCCCCUCGGCCUGCUGGGGGCCUGCCUCUUCCUCCUGGCCACCACCAUUGGCCUGGGGGUUCGCUACUGGCAGGUUUCCCAGCAUCUGCAGCAGGCGUCCCGAGCGCACGAGGCAGAGAGCAGCCGCCUCUCCCAGCAAGUCAGCACCAAGGGGGCCACCCUGGAGCAGACGGCGAGGGAGCUGGAGCAGGCCAGGCAGGAGCUGGAGCAGGCGAGGCAGGAGCUGGAGCAGAUGUGGCUGAAGGAGAACAGCACACAGGAGCAGCUGCGACUGCUGGAGGCCGCGUUAGAGGGAUCGAAGGAGGAGCUGGCGAGGGUACAGGAGGAGAAGACAGAAAUUAAAGAGAAGCUGAACCAGACGGAGAACGCCCUGUCCAGCAUCCGCCCCUGCGAGCAGACAGACUGCUGCCCGGCAGACUGGGUGUUGUACAGAGGAAAGUGCUUGUUCGUCUCAAAGGAGAAGAAGAGUUGGCAGAAAAGUAAAGAAGACUGUGACCGGAAAUCUGCUGGGCUUCUUAUUGCCAAAUCCUGGACCUGGUGGACAACGCCGAAUUUUCUGAAAAAUACUGAUGUGCAGUAUUGGAUUGGACUCAAGAAAGAUGUGAAUAAGGAACCGCAGUGGAUUGAUAAUUCACCCUUUGAAAAAGAUUGGUCCUAUCAGAAUUACUACUAUGAGAGGUGUGGAGCAAUAAAAAGUGGCAUCAUAAACAGUGACACAUGCUACUAUGAAAAGCCAUGGAUCUGUGAGAAGGCAGCCAGCCAACCCAGCCCAGCCAGACCGUGGUUUCCUUAG
Malaclemys terrapin pileata is the source of this 1002-nucleotide messenger RNA. Its product is annotated as B-cell differentiation antigen CD72-like. Gene Ontology annotation, molecular function: transmembrane signaling receptor activity. Bases 1 to 1002 code for a protein of 333 amino acids. The transcript has 7 exons. Gene Ontology annotation, cellular component: plasma membrane. The record is from RefSeq and is a predicted model, not a curated record. Lineage: Eukaryota; Metazoa; Chordata; Testudines; Emydidae.